Gastrolobium bilobum is the source of this 1881-nucleotide messenger RNA. RefSeq names its product pollen receptor-like kinase 2. Gene Ontology annotation, molecular function: ATP binding; protein kinase activity; protein binding. The transcript is spliced from 3 exons. Lineage: Eukaryota; Viridiplantae; Streptophyta; Magnoliopsida; Fabales; Fabaceae. Gene Ontology annotation, biological process: protein phosphorylation. The coding region runs from base 1 to 1881 and encodes 626 amino acids. The record is from RefSeq and is a predicted model, not a curated record.
AUGGCACUCAAUAAUAUCACUUGGUGCCCAUUCAUAUUCAUCCUCUUAUUAUUAUUAUUAUUAUAUGUUAUUCCCUCUUAUGCUAAUGGUGCUUCAGACACAGAAUCCCUCCUCAAAUUUAAGGAGUCCCUCCAAAACAACAAUGCAUUAUCAUCAUGGAAUGCAUCAUCAAUCCCUCCAUGUUCAGGUGAUGCUGCCAAUUGGUAUGGCAUUCUGUGCUAUAAAGGACAUACAUGGGGUUUGAGGCUUGAGAAUAUGGGCCUCAAGGGAGUCAUUGAUGUUGACUCCCUCAAGGAGUUACCAUAUCUCAGAACCAUAAGCUUCAUUAACAAUGAUUUUGAUAGCACAUGGCCAGAGCUACACAAGCUAGUUGGUUUGAAGACCAUUUACCUUUCAAAUAACAAGUUUUCAGGGGAGGUUCCUGCUCAAGCUUUUGAGGGUAUGCAAUGGUUGAAGAAAAUUCAUUUGUCAAAUAAUCACUUUACAGGUGCUAUUCCAACUUCUUUAGCAUCCUUGCCUAGGCUUAUAGACUUGAGGUUGGACGGCAACAAAUUCAGUGGCACCAUUCCCAAUUUUCAGCAAAUGUUGAAAUCAUUUACCGUAGCUAAUAAUCAAUUAGAGGGAGAAAUACCAGCCAGCCUUAGCAAGAUGCUCGCUUCAUCUUUUUCAGGUAAUGAAAAGCUAUGUGGAGCCCCGUUAGGUGCAUGCUCCUCUAAUAAGAAGAAAUCAACAGUCAGUGUUGUUGUGGUUGCGGUUCUUGUUAGUGUGGCAUUGAUUGUGAUAAUUGGAGCAUUGAUAUUAUUAGUCCUCCGUCGAAGAAGAAAACAAGCACCAACAGUGACUAGGGAAAACUCACCAUCUAGCCUUGAAAAGAAAGUAGGAGCAAUGGAAUCAUCAGAUGAAGGGAGCCAUAGGUCUACAAGGUCUUCAAGGUCCCAAGGUUCUAACAACAGCAUGAAGUUGUCCUUCGUGAGGGAUGACAGAGAUCAGUUUGAUUUGCAAGAACUGCUGAGAGCCUCUGCUGAGAUAUUGGGUAGUGGUUGUUACAGUUCUUCCUACAAGGCUGGUUUGUUAAAUGGCCCAACCAUGGUGGUGAAGAGAUUCAAACAAAUGAACAAUGUAGGGAGGGAAGAGUUUCAGGAACACAUGAGAAGGUUAGGAAGGUUGAAUCAUCCUAAUCUGCUUCCUCUCGUUGCUUACUACUACAGAAAGGAAGAGAAGCUCUUGGUCACCGACUAUGUUCAGAAUGGCAGCUUGGCUGUUCGCCUACAUGGAUACCAUGCUGUGGGGCAACCAAGCCUUGAUUGGCCAACGAGGUUGAAGAUUGUGAAAGGAAUAGCAAAAGGUGUUGAAUAUCUGUACAAGGAGUUGCCAAGCAUAAUAGCACCACAUGGACAUCUUAAAUCCUCCAACGUUCUUCUGAAUGAGUCUUUGGAACCGAUACUCACAGAUUAUGGGUUGGUACCAGUUAUAAAUCAGGAUCUUGCACCUGAAAUCAUGGUGAGCUACAAGUCCCCAGAGUAUUUGCAACAUGGCCGUAUAACAAAGAAGACAGAUGUUUGGAGUCUUGGGAUACUCAUUUUGGAGAUUCUUACAGGCAAGUUACCAACUAACUUUCUACAACAAGGUAAAGGAAGUGAGUUGAGUAUGGCAAAUUGGGUGGACUCUGUUGUCCCUGAAGAGUGGACUUCUGAGGUGUUUGAUAAAGACAUGGAGGUAACCAAAAACAAUGAGGGGGAGAUGGUCAAGCUUUUGAAGAUUGCAUUGGCUUCUUGUGAACUUGAUAUAGACAAGAGAUGGGAUUUGAAAGAAGCUGUAGAAAAUAUUCUAGAGGUUAAGGAAAGGGAUCAUAAUGAUCAAGAGGAUUUCUAUUCUUCUUAA